AUGGACUCUGACAUCAACAAGUACAUUCACUCCAGAGUUAUCGAAGAUGUCCAAGUUGUGCUGUUCACGGAUGUCAUGGCGAAGUUUUCAGUCAAUAGCACUAAAGCCAAGAUGGCAAUGUUUGAUUUUUACAAGACAACAACGUCCAAAGUUCAUUGCGUCAUAGUAUGUGCCUACAACGAUGGGCUGGUACGAAUAGUGAAUGAUUUGGACAAAUUCGAAGACAGCGAUUCGAUUCUGGACGCAUUUAUUUAUGCAUUCAACCCAAUGGAACACUUUUCACCUGUGAACUCUAUGGUGAAAAGACCUGUGGCCGUGGCCAAUUUCUUCAAACCUAUAGUUCAGGAUCCUGUACCGAGCAGUGCAAGCGAGACCACCAAAAAAAGCGUUGAAAUUGAGAAAGCGGCACCAAGCAGCCGUCCCACAGCGCGGGCUAAAACUUUGCCCUCGAAGCUCGAUGGACCUAAACCACAGCCGCAGGAGCCCGCCAAAAAGAAAAAGACCGGAGAGCUCAGAUCGACAGCUCUACUGCAAAAAAUGCGUCAAGAAUGUGAAGACAAAGAACGCGAGAGAGUAGAGGAACUGCGAAAACGCAGACAAUUACAACAAGAUCGUCUUAAUAAUGACCCCAAACGUAAAAAGGAGUUGGAAGACCUGUCAGCGAUGUUUGACAGCGACGAGGACAAUGCGGAGCAAGAACAACAGUCUUCCAAUGAGGAGGCCAUAGAAGCCGAGAUAAGUGAGACACCAGCACCCACAGAAGCUGAACUUGGGGAUCUAUUGGAAACUACAGCCGAGGAAUCUUUAAUAGAGAUCAAGCCUCCGGAACUGCCCGAAGAACAGAAUGCUGAGCCUGAAACCUAUCUGGAUGAAGAAGGCUAUACCGUGACACGAAGACCAGCCCAAAGAGCCGCUUCAACACCUGUGAAACGCUCGGCCAGAGUUGUGACCAGCUCUGUCGAGAGCUCAUCGAAAAAACCCAAACAGCAAUCAUUAAUGAAUUUUUUCAACAAACGCAGGUAA
Lachancea sp. 'fantastica' is the source of this 1023-nucleotide messenger RNA. The record is from the annotation of a GenBank genome assembly. NCBI's taxonomy places the organism in Eukaryota, Fungi, Ascomycota, Saccharomycetes, Saccharomycetales, Saccharomycetaceae.